CAGCGCUUCAGUUGAAUCUCGGCCAGUCCAGUGAGAGCUUGCCAUAGUGUCAGGUAGAUUAGAACACCUCCGUUUGUCCCUCCACCCCACCUGUAUCAGCGGAUUAAGCGAUAAGCCAGCAGCUCUGCUCUGCUCUGUUUGUGUGUUUCUGUCUCUGAGAUCUGGUUACGUAAACAGGAAAACAAGAAAGGGGAAACCAUGGAAGUACCGCCGCCAUUGGUCCUCAAGCGACACAUGUAUGUGCCCAGCAAGACACUGAUGGGUCCCGGACCCUCCAACUGCUCCCAUCGCGUGCUCGAGGCCAUGAGUAAUCCGGUGCUGGGGCACAUGCAUCCCGAGUGCCUGCAGAUCAUGGACGAGGUUAAGGAGGGCAUCAAGUACAUCUUCCAAACCCUAAACGAUGCCACCAUGUGCAUCAGUGGAGCGGGUCACAGCGGCAUGGAGGCAGCACUCUGCAAUCUAAUCCAGGAUGGCGACGCCGUCCUGAUGGGCAUCACCGGUGUCUGGGGCCAUCGGGCUGGGGAUAUGGCGCGUCGCUAUGGCGCCGAAGUACACUAUGUGGAGGCAAGCUUCGGACGCGCCCUGAGCUGGGAGGAGAUCACAUUCGCCUUCGAGGCCCAUCGGCCGCGUGUGUUCUUCAUUGCCCAGGGUGACUCCUCCACGGGGAUCAUUCAGCAGAAUAUCCGUGAAAUCGGUGAACUGUGCCGGAAGUACGAUUGCUUCCUGGUGGUGGAUACAGUGGCCUCGCUGGGAGGCACUGAGUUCCUCAUGGACGAGUGGAAGGUGGAUGUGGCCUAUACGGGUUCACAGAAGGCCCUUGGCGGUCCGGCUGGCCUCACACCGAUUUCGUUUAGCAAGCGAGCUCUUACCCACAUCCGGAAGCGAAAGACCAAGCCGAAGGUCUACUACUUUGAUAUCCUUCUGAUUGGUCAAUACUGGGGCUGCUAUGGCACGCCCAGGAUCUAUCAUCACACCAUAUCCUCCACCCUGCUGUACGGACUGCGCGAGGCCCUGGCCCAUUUCUGUGCUUUGGGCCUGAAGGCCGUCGUCCGGCGGCAUCAGGAGUGCUCCAAGCGGCUGCAGUUGGGCAUCGAGGAGCUGGGCCUGGAGAUGUUCGUGCAACGGGAGGAGGAGCGUUUGCCCACGGUGAACACGAUCAAAGUGCCGUUCGGUGUGGACUGGAAGAAGGUGGCCGAGUAUGCCAUGCGCAAGUACAGCGUGGAGAUCAGCGGCGGCCUGGGGCCCACAGUGGAGCAUGUCUUCCGCAUUGGUCUGAUGGGCGAGAAUGCCACCGUGGAGCGCGUUGAUAUGGUCCUCAGCAUCCUCAACGAGGCCAUCCAAAGCAUCAAGCUCAAGGCGGUCAAGACAGAGCGUUCCAAAAUAUAAAAAUUACAUUGUUUCCUUCUUUUUUAAUGGUUUUUUAAAUAAUAAAUAUAAAUAAUAAAAA
This is a messenger RNA of Drosophila kikkawai, 1447 nucleotides long. It is a transcript of the gene Agxt, whose product is annotated as Alanine-glyoxylate aminotransferase. Gene Ontology annotation, cellular component: peroxisome. Lineage: Eukaryota; Metazoa; Arthropoda; Insecta; Diptera; Drosophilidae. The record is from RefSeq and is a predicted model, not a curated record. Gene Ontology annotation, molecular function: L-serine:pyruvate transaminase activity; L-alanine:glyoxylate transaminase activity.